AUGACAUCCGUUGACCCCGGUGACGCGUUCGGAGAGCGAAUCAAACUAUAUCAAGGGCCACUGAUGGCCGGAGAAAUCGUCCAAGGUCACCUGAGCAAGCGCCGUGGGAAGCUAGCUGUCGGUGUGUGCGCCCGCCAGUCGAUUCGCCAACAGGUCCAGGAAGUCGUCCAGCCUCGGACGGGGCCGGAUAUCAAAUUCUUUGACCUCGACCUCGGGCCAGGUCAUGUCAGGGAGGCUUCUUGUCGCAACAAGGACACCGCCACCGCUCCGGCCUCGAGUGAUUCUUAA
Messenger RNA from Aspergillus vadensis CBS 113365, 288 nucleotides. RefSeq lists its product as uncharacterized. The record is from RefSeq and is a predicted model, not a curated record. Bases 1 to 288 code for a protein of 95 amino acids. The transcript is spliced from 2 exons. Lineage: Eukaryota; Fungi; Ascomycota; Eurotiomycetes; Eurotiales; Aspergillaceae.